AUGUGGGGCGGUGUCGCAGAGAGUCCCCGGCGCCGAGGAGGUGUGGUCACAGGAACGUGAGGGGGACAGCGACCAAUGAAAGGCUCUCUUCCGCAGCUCCGGGGCUAGCGAACGGAAAUUAAAAAAAAAAAAAAAAAGCGAGAACCAAUCGGAAAGGGCAGAGGACAGGCGCUCACCAAUCUGAAGGCGCGUUCCAUCAACGCUGGCCGGGACGGGAGCGUGGGGGCUCUUGACUUGGCUGCGCGCGACAGCGGGACGUGGCCGAGGGCGCGCGACAGCCGGGCGGCCGGGUGCCGUGCGGCGCGCGGACCAUGACCCGCAGCUGCUCCGCUCUGGGCUGCACCACGCGGGACACCGGGCUGAGCCGGAAGCGGGGCAUCUCCUUCCACCAGUUUCCUAUUGAUGACAUACAGCGUACAAAGUGGAUCCAUGCUGUUAAUCGAGCAGACCCCAAAAGCAAAAAGGUUUGGAUUCCAGGACCUGGUGCCAUAUUGUGUUCCAGACAUUUUGCAGAAGCGGAUUUCGAAUCAUAUGGCAUGAGAAGAAAACUAAGGAAAGGAGCUGUACCUUCUGUUUUUCUAUACAAGGAUCCUCUGAGUACAUAUCUUAGAAAUAGAAGAUCCCAGAAAGCAUUAAAGCAGCCACUCUCACACAAUUCUUCUGAUGAGGAGGUCAUUACUGCGGAUCACAACUAUAGCUUAAAGAAUCCUGCAACGGCUGCUGAGCAACAGACAGAAAUGAAAGAAAUAGUACAGUUGCCUAAAAAGAAACUUGUUGCAGCACGAAGGGGUCUCUCUUACCGAGAACGAAAUGUCUUUAGCGUAAUCAAUGAGCUUGUAAAGAAGAAGCUGCUCUCUGAAGAAGCUAUGAGCCUGCUGCAGGCCCAGUUUUCAGAUUUGCAGUGGGAACCAUACAGCUGGAGACAGCUGACUGAGUGCUCCACAGAAAUGAGGCAGUUUGCCUGUACUCUCCACCUCUAUAGUAGUAAAGGCUAUGAUUAUGUAAGAAAGAAUUGCCCCCUGCCUCAUCCUUCCAGCCUGACAAACUGGUUGUCUAAUGAUGAAGGUAGUCCAGGCUUCAGCAACAGUAUUUUCUUUCACCUUCAGCAGAGAGUAGAGCAAGGAGAACAGGCAUACCAGUACUGCUCACUGAUGAUCGAAGGUAUGGCUCUCAAGAAACAGCUGGAGUGGGACCCUGUGACUCGACGUCUGAUUGGGUUUGUAGACGUAGGUGCAGGAGCACUUGAUGCUGAUGAAGCACCACUGGCCUCAGAAGCUAUAGUCCUAAUGGCAGUAGGUGUUCUUGGUCACUGGAGAGCUCCCCUGGGUUAUUUCUUUGUAAAUGGAACCACUGGCCAUUUACUAGCUCAGCUGCUUUAUCAGACCAUCAGCAAGCUGACCAGCAUAGGUGUCAGAGUUCUCUCUGUGACGUCUGCGGCCACUGCUCACGGUGUUGAGCUGGCAAAGGCGUUGGGCAUACGUAUGGAUGCCAACAACAUGCAGUGCACUUUUCAGCAUCCUCACAGUGCCACUCAUCAGAUCACAUACUUCUUUGAUGCUUGCCAUAUGCUCCAGUUAAUAAGAAACGUGUUUCAGUGCUUUCAUAGGAUACAGUUCAUUAAUGAAACAGCACAUUGGCAACACAUAGUGGACCUAGUGACUCUGCAGGAGAAGGAAUUACUGUAUAUUAGUGACCGAUUGUCAGGAAGACCCAGAAAUAGUGAAAGCUGUCACUUGAGGGUGAACUACGUAGCACAGCUGUUCAGUGAGAGUGUCACUGGCACGCUGGAAUGUCUCCAGUUGUUGGGCCUGCCUUCUUUUCAGAACUGCAGUGGGACCAUCAAAUUUGUGCGCUUGAUGAGCUCUCUGUUUGACAUUUUUCAUGGAAGAAGCUGUUAUGGAACGGGAUUGAAAGGGCCUGUGUCCUCUGAAAAUUACGUCAAGAUACAUCGCCUCUUAACUGAGGCUAAAAGUGUCUUUGUUGCGUUAACUGACACUUCAGGGAGACACUUUCUGAAAGGUAAACACAAAUUAGGAUUUCUAGGGUUUUUGCUUAAUGCUGAGAGCUUAAAAUGGCUUUACACAAACUAUGUCUUUCCAAAGAGCAUGCCCUUCCGCUACCUCCUGACUUACACAUUCAGCCUAGAUCAUCUGGAAUUAUUUCUCAGCACCCUCAGGCAAGCAUGUGCUAGCUGCAAUAACCCUACCUGCAUGAUGUUCCAGACUGCUUAUUCUAAACUCCUGACCAAGUAUAAUUUGGCACCAGGAUUACAUCAAAAUCUUUUAGGUGACAUGAACACCUUAGAUGUAUCUAUUGUUCGUAGGACAGAUUUGGCCCUUGGUACCAUUCAUUCUCAGUACGAUCGGGGUUGUGUGGCGAUUCCAUCAAUGGACUACAUUUACUAUACAGGCCAUAUUUCAUUUAACUGUACACUGAGUGAUGCAUUGACAGAUCUGUCACUAUAUGCAGAAAGCAUCACCUAUACUGCUGGCUGUGUUGCUGAGAAGUUAGCAGCUGCCAUAAGAUGUGAAGCCUGUGUCACUUCUCUCUUUGUGUCAGAUGAAAAAAUCCUAAAAUGUGGUUCACUGUUGUGCAUUAAAAAGAUUGGGAGCUGGAGUUUGCCAUCAGAGAGCGUGCGUCAGAUUGUGAGCAUUUCUGAGCAAAUCCUAAAAACGCAUGCAAGAGUGAAAGACUAUAACCUAAGCCUCAAGCAACAGGCUAUGUAUUUAGAACAGAAAAUUUUAUAUGAGUUAUCUGAACAGAGUCACCUUUUCUCGGAGUUAAACAAUCACCUAUUUGAAGGGGAGUUGUGUGUCACCAAUCACUACACAAUGCUGUUAAGGAACAUAGUGCAAUGUUACUUAAAUGUCAGAGCUGAACAUGCAAAAGAAUGGGGUUUGGAAUACUGUUCUGGAAGGCAUGGAUCGAAGAAGUUGACUAGGAAACAUCCAUUUUCAUCAUCAUUAAAGACUUAUAAAUCUAUCCAAAUCUUUCCUGUGCCAUAAUUUCUUACUAAUUUGUUAAAUGAUCUCCCCUUGAGUAAUGUUUAGAUAAGGUCUGAUCUAUGCAACACAAGUGUCGGAGAACAGGGAUGGUGUAUUUCAGUUGAUCUCUUGGCAAUACUGUGUCCAGCGGUGGCUAAUAAAGGGGAGUCCUAGGAGGAUUAACUGUACUAGGUUCCAGUCAUGCCUGGGGUUAGAAGUGGAAAAUGAGCUUGAUCUCAUCCUAAAUUCUCAUUUAUGCAGAUUGCACGACCACAACCUAUUUUAGAACAACAGUGUCUAUGAAAGGACUAGAUUACAGAAGCUACUGGAAAUCCACAUUGAGGUUCAUUGGCAGUUAUGUGGGGAAGCUUGCUGAAUACCUAUCUAUGCUAUGCCUGGCUCUGGGUAGGGCUGUUAGCCCCUGACUAUGAUGAAUACAAAGUUUCCUCAUACAUGUUUAGAAAAGGGGCUGGGGGGAAAGAACUGAUGGUGUACUAUAGCAGCAGAUAACUCCAUAGAGCUGUAGAAAAAAAAUUAAGCAGCAAAACAGCUUACACAAAGCUAUUAAAAAAAAAAAAAAAGAUUUGUACUAGAAACAACAUGUUUUACUUGUACUUACUGAUUAUGUAAUCACUCUGCCUUUCACCCUUUAAUUCCACUGGCAGCUUAUUAGAAAAAUAAAGGAUUCCAAACUGCUUCCUUUAAGUGCUUAAAUCUGAACAUGAAUUAGGAUAACAUGAAGUGACGAAAAGACCUUGAUUUUGGCUACCCCAAUGGGAAAACAAGUCAGUCAGGUAAGAAAUAAAACUGAUGGAAUAGGGUCAGGUGCAGGGGAUCUGUCAUAGAAUGGAAUAGAUAGAAAAAACAAGACUUGUCAUGCAUUUCUCUAUGCAGGAUUCUAGAAAAUACUAUAUACAGGGUGGGCCAGAUAAUCCUUGAAAAUAUUUAGGAAGUAAUUUAAUAUCUGCAGAUGUGCUUGGCAGUGUAGGAGGUAUCCUGCCUUGGGGAGCUUGCAGUCUAAAGACAGAAUAACUCAGGACCCAGUAGGAGACUUAGUGCAAAGUGUUGGCAAGAAACUUUUGGUUUGCUUGUUUCCUCCUCUUAAUAAAAUGUGGGGAAGACAGUCAAAAAUGUGUAUUUGACUGACAAAGAUUAGUGUUUGCAGAGCUCAUCAGAGAAGUGAAGGCCCAACCUAUUGUUGUUGACCAUGCAGAAGGGAGGGAGAAAGAAAUGAAAGUGGGUGGAAGACUAGUAUUGGUGGGUUAAGAGAGUGAGGAAGGGCAAAAUGAGAUCCAGGCUGUGCCAUCAGCUGAUUAUACAAGGCCUCAAGGGCAAGGAAGAGAUAUUAACAUUUGAUUAGGUGGGUAAGGGGGAAAAGUCCAUUUGAAAGAAGCUGUACAUAGCAACCCUGGGACUUGGGGGGAAAGAUUUGACAUAACUGCAGUGUGUGGUGUAAUAGCCUCCUGCUGCGAAUCAGACAUAUGUUCUUCAGGUUGUGUGUAUAUUAUAUUAAUAUUGUUAACAAAUACACAAAAUAAUAAAAGUGCAGGUUACUGUUUCUCUUCUUUUAACUUUGUUAUUAAUUCCUCUUUCCAGUACCUUUCUGUAUCUAGCUGUUUGACUCCCUCCAUUCUGCACUGUUUUGUACUAAACAACAGUUUAAAAUUCAUCUGCUUAUUUCCAUCUACUGGGUUCUCAUUUCUUCAGUAUAAUUUUGUUUUUUCCCUUUAAGGUUACAAUUCCCCACAAAGAGGAAAUUAAGUAAUUUGCAUUUUAAUGGGCCCAAUCCUGUGAGAUACAGGAUACUUUGUAGUCCAGUUGACUUCAGUAGUUUAGGGUGCUCAAGACCUUCCAGGAACAACCCCCGCUUAAUAGCAUUGUAGGCUUGUGGUCCUAAUCACUAGCUGGGGACAAAUAGUCAUGCCAAGGUUAGUUCCUGUCCCUUUCUGCAGGGCUCGUUUAUUUCUUUGUGAAGAUAAUAAAGAAGGUGUAAAAGUAACACAAACACCCAUUUGGGGAAGGGUAGUUACUGAGCAGACCCUUCCCCCCAUUCGGGGGGUGGGGGUGGUGAAUCCACAAGGCCUGCCUACAGCUUCCUGCUCUAGGUAUAAGAGUGUGUGCUCCCUAAUUUCCCCCACCCUUCCAUGGAGCUGGGUCCUCCUUUCUAUUGUUCAGAUGAGAACAUGGGCCAUUCAUGAAGUACUGCUCAGCUCCAUCAGCUGAUUCCCACCACCUGCCUGAUGGGCUUCUCUCUGGAGCAGUCAGCUUUGCUUGAGCCAUUAAAGAGGUCAUCUUCUGUCCCCAUUUUAAUGAGGAUUCCUCCCUCUCACAUACCAUGUCCUGUACCAGCCUGUGGUUGUGGACAACCCAAGACAACAGCUGAAGCCUGAAUUACUGCUGUAACAGAUGGUGCUGUAUUUGUAGCUGCUGGUGUUGCUGCUAUGGUAGGAUCUGCUGCAGCUGCUGUUGCUCUCCCAUCCACUUCAUGAGAGUUUCAGGAUCAUGCUUCUCUCUGAGCAGUGGCAAGCUAUGCCUGCAUUGUUCACUACAUAUAGGCUGGUGGUCCUGAUCAUCAGCUGAGGACAAAUGGCCACACCCAGCUUUCCUCAGGGCUGUGCUUAUUCUUCUUACAAAAAAAGAAAGAAAAAUGUGCAAAAGUAACACAGACAACCAUCUGAUGAAGGGUUCAGACUGGGGGCCUCUGGUAACUACCAAACAGGCCCUGCCUACAGUCAGCUGUUCUGAUUACAGAAGAAUGGGGAAACGGAAGGAAGAGAGUGCCCUUUCUCAUGGAGCUGGGCCCCGCCUUUAUAUUGCUCAGCUGACAGCAUGGGCCAAUCGAGGUACUGUUCAGCUGCAGCCACUGAUUCCCAACACCUGUCUGCUGGGCGUCUCUCUGGAGUAGGAUCAGCUCCUUGUCCCUGCCUACUCCAGCCACUAAAAGGGCAGAUGGCCCUGUUACAAGCAUCAUGAGAGAAAACAAUGGAAUUCCUGUUGACUGGAUGAUGGAAACAGAAAACUCGAGAACUUUGUAUGUUCACUAAGAAAUGGGUAAGGCCUUCAAACAUCAUGGUGAUGGGUGGUGUAUGAACAGAAAGAUUUCAGCUGAGGACCUCAAAAUGCUUUACAAACUUUAAUUAUCCCUUCCAAUAGCUUUGUGAAGUGAGGAAGACACAGUGAUUAUUUCACUCACCUCUGACAUGAAAAGCUAAGGAUGAACAUAACUGUUUAGCAGCACAUGGUAAUGUGACUUACACAAUAGGUUAGGGCUGGAGGUGAAGAAUUCACUUCCCCUUUUAGUACUUAUGAGUACCCAAACAAUCCCAAAAAGUGUUGGAGAAAUCUAGAUAUGUAAAAUACACUUACCCCAGCUAGAAGUUAGUCAGACACCAGUAAAGUGUCUCCUCUGUCUUGCCUAAAGAUUCCCCUAGGUGUCUUUAAUGAUUGCGAGCAGGUACGACCUCCAUUUUACAUGUCAUCCAAAAUAGAGCAUGGCCACUCACACAGUCGCCUUAAACUGUCCUGGGGCACUGAUUUCAAGACCGAGUCUAAGAAAGAGAAACAUCUACUGAAUCACCAGUGUGGGUUCCUGUUAUAACUAAGUGUUUUUUGGAGGUUUACCCAGACAAACCAAUGUAGUUUGUGAGAUAUGACAGGGUGACACUACAAGGCAGUGUGAUUGCAGGCCAAUUAUUAUUAUUAUUAAGUAAGGCCUGAAUUAAAGUUUUGUUUUCCAGAACUCUAAAGGAAGGUGUCCAGAGUUAUGUAGCUGUGACUUUACGCAUGUUAUUGAAAACAAUAAGUUGACCUUGAGGUAUAGCAAUACGUUUUCCAAUUCAAUUUCUCCUUGCUUUAUUUUAGCUGGUUGUACGUUUCCUAAUUCUAAUGUCUUUUUUUGAGAUAGAGUGACCAGAAUUGCAGAGUGUUCAAGGUGUAGGCAUACCAUGGAUUUAUAUAGUGGCAUUAUAUUUUCUGUCCUAUUAUUUAUUCCUUUCCUAAUGGUUCUGAUAUUUUACAGAAUAUUUUACAGAAGGGCAACAAAAAUGAUUAGGGGUAUGGAACAGCUUCCACAUGAGGAAAGAUAAAAAAGACUGGGGCUUGUCAGCUUGGAAGAAGAGAUGACUGAAGAGGGAUAUGAUAGAGGUCUAUACAAUCAUGAAUGUUGUGAAGAACAUGAAUUAGGAAGUGUUAUUUACCCCUUUUACAUAAUACAUGAACCAGGGGAUAACUAAUUAAAUGAAUAGGCAG
This is a messenger RNA of Chelonia mydas (Green sea turtle), 7232 nucleotides long. RefSeq names its product THAP domain containing 9 (gene THAP9). NCBI's taxonomy places the organism in Eukaryota, Metazoa, Chordata, Testudines, Cheloniidae. The transcript has 5 exons. Bases 312 to 3005 code for a protein of 897 amino acids. The record is from RefSeq and is a predicted model, not a curated record.